Messenger RNA from Lactuca virosa, 718 nucleotides. NCBI's taxonomy places the organism in Eukaryota, Viridiplantae, Streptophyta, Magnoliopsida, Asterales, Asteraceae. The record is from the annotation of a GenBank genome assembly.
AUCUAAUUCAAUGGAGGAAAGUAAUCAAAUAAUGCUUCUGGGCACAGCUGCAAGCCCGUAUGUCAACAGGGUUCAGUUCGUCCUCAACCUUAAAUCUAUCAAAUACGAAUUCAUUGAGGAAAAUCUUGCAUGCAAAAGUGAUCUCCUCUUGGCAUCAAACCCAGUUCUAAAAAAGGUCCCUGUUCUUUUACAAGCAAACAAACCACCGCUUUGUGAAUCUCUUAUCAUAAUCGAUUACUUAGAGGAAAUCUACCCCAAUGUCCACAAACUCCUCCCAGCUGAUCCUUUAGAUCGAGCCAUUGUCCGAUUUUGGGCCAAUUACAUGGAUAACGAGGUUUUACCUUUAUACGAAAAGUUGAGGUGUACACCUGACAAAGAAGGAAAAGAAGUAGUAAUAAAGCAGAUUAUUGAAGAAUCAUGUUUGAUAGAAAAAACACAUAUCAAGUUUAGUAAUGGGAAGUCUUAUUUCGGUGGAGAAGAUGUGGGUUAUUUGGAUGUUGUUCUUGGAAGUUUCAUAGGUUGGACAAGAUUUGUUGAAAACCAUUAUACUUUCAAGAUAUUUGAUGGAAUUAGGACACCCAAUCUUGUAGAAUGGGCAGAACGUAUGACAUCACAUGAAGACAUUAAAGAUGUGAUCCCAAGUGAGGAAACACUCAUGAAUUUCUAUAUGAUGAUUCAAGAAACACAAACAACCAAGAGCUGUUUGAAGCUAUAUUAG